This is a messenger RNA of Sordaria macrospora k-hell, 1119 nucleotides long. RefSeq lists its product as uncharacterized. Lineage: Eukaryota; Fungi; Ascomycota; Sordariomycetes; Sordariales; Sordariaceae. The record is from RefSeq and is a predicted model, not a curated record.
AUGGGCUGGCUCGAUGGGUGGUUCGGGAGCUCCAGCAGUGACGAGUCAGACCCCCUGGGGAAGCUCGAUCCCAAGCUCCGCGAGUUCCUUGCCCGGGAGUCCCCCGUCAAGUACACGACUCAGCAAGAGCAGGAACAACAGCAACAGCAACAACAGCAACAAUCACAGGGCACUGCUCCAGGGAAGGCACCCGUACCGACAGCGAAAGUAUUAGCGACCGAAGCCUCCAAACAACAACAGUCCCAAAACGAAGAACAACAACAACAACAACAACAACAACAACAACAACAACAACAACAACAGCAACAGCCAGCCUUGCCACGCGCCUCUCUCUACCAAGAUGGCCGCUACGCGCACCUAUGGAAGAACUAUCGGCCGCAGUAUGAGAUCGAGAACGAGACCAAGACGGACCAUCAGAAGUUGAUGGACGUGCUGGAAGGCUUCAAGGAGCGGAAAGCAAUGAUCGGAAAAGCGGCGCUGGAGAACUGCGCCGAGGAGCAGCUGGAUUGGAGCAACUGUAUGAAGUACAGCAGCUGGGCGGACCGCGCGACCAUGUGUCGUGAUACGGUGAGGAAGUUUGAGAGGUGCUAUAAUAUGCAAUCGAAACUCCUAAAAGCCCUGGGCUACCUGCAAACCUACAACCGCUCGCCCGAAGUCGACGAGGACAUCCAAAUGCACGCCGACGCUUUGUACCACCGGAUGCUCGACCAAGAAGCCGAGAUCGAGAAGUGCAAAGCCGAGGGUCGGUCCGUCCCUGCGUUCCCGUCCCUGUUCGAAAACAGCACCUACAAAAUCCCCGUCUAUCCGACUAAAGCACAGCCCACAGCGGCAACGGCAGCAGCAGGUGCAGGUACAGGAGAACCUGGGAAGCAGGACCCUUACGAACCAAGCCAGGCCAUCAUGGAGUCAUGGCAGGAAAAGCUGGCCAACCUGCCGGAGCCGGAGCGUAUGGCGGAAGAGGAGGCGCUUAGGGCUGAGCAUAGGGCCAAGGCGAUCAUGGCGAAGAAUCUCCAGGAGUUGUGGAACGAGCAGUCCAAGGAGAGAGAGCAGCGUAGGGCGGAGGGUAAGGAGACCAUUGGAGACAAGAUCAAGCGGGUUUUGGGAACGCCGAACUACUGA